Messenger RNA from Cornus florida, 1790 nucleotides. Its product is annotated as protein IQ-DOMAIN 33. The record is from RefSeq and is a predicted model, not a curated record. The coding region runs from base 295 to 1566 and encodes 423 amino acids. The transcript has 8 exons. Lineage: Eukaryota; Viridiplantae; Streptophyta; Magnoliopsida; Cornales; Cornaceae. Gene Ontology annotation, molecular function: protein binding.
GCUCAUUCGCACUUUUGUACAUUCACAAUAAUGGUCUGCUGCCCAUGUCAACUAGGUUUGGAUUAGGCACCACUAUGUUCCCCAAAUGGUCCCUUCAAAAAAAUUGAAGUGAACCAAAGUGUAGCAGAGCCUGUUAGGGGAAGGACAAAAGCAGUAACUUCAAAGGAAUAGACCAUAGCCCCAAUAGCAAGCAAACUUUAUCAACACAGUCUGGUGCAAGCCAUGUGCAAAAAGUGAUAAAAACUAUAGCCAACCCAAUUGAAAAUUCUGCUUUGAUUUUGCUCGGUUGAUCAGAUGGGCAUCACUGGUGAGCUGGUUAGGAAUGUUUUCUCCAAAAGCAGGUCUAUCGGAACUCAUGAGAGCAUUGUGAGAAGCAGUUCAGUGGAGAAAAGAAGAUGGAGCUCGGUGAGGUUGUACUUGUGUGGGGAUGAAUUCAAUUCAGUUCUUGCAGAGGAGGAUUCAGCUUCUGUUAGGAGCUCAGAGCCAACCAUCACACAACCGACGCCAGAGAGCUCCGAGACUAGUAUUAGACAAUCUAUGACAACCGUUCAAGAACCUACUACACUAGAGAGCUCUGAAUCCAGUGUCACACAACCUGUACUAGAGGACUUGACUGAUAAAGGAUAUGUCCAAAACGAAGAGACAAAGGGAAAAUUGCGAGGCGAAAAACACAACUCAACUGCUGAACUGUUUCGCGAAGAAGAUGCAGCAACUGUCAUCCAGUCAGCAUUUAGAGACUUUCUGGCGAGACGUCGAAAAAAAGGCCAUGGACUCAAAUUGAUGGAUGCCGGGCAGGAGCUUGUUGUGGGAACAUGGAGUCCAAGUUGGGAGUCAGUGGGUACAUCCAUUGAAGUUCAAACUGGAAAUUCAGUGGAAGUCUUCUCAAUUGCAGAGGAAAGCAUGACCCUACACCAUCGAGUGCAACAGAAAGCUAGAACUGAAGUUUUGAAGCUCAAGGAAGAUUGGGAUGAUAGCACAGUGAGCAGCAAUAUCUCAAAAAUGAGGAUUCAGAACAGACUGGAAGCAACAACCAGGCGUGAGAGAGCACUCGCUUAUGCUUUCUCGCAACAGCUAAGGGUGUGUUCAAAGAAGAAACAAACCACAUCCAGUGGCAGAGAACCUAACAUGGGUUGGAGCUGGCUAGAACGGUGGAUGGCUACCCGCUUCCCAGAGAGUUCCUCCAUUGAAAACCAUACUGGCAAGAAGCUUGAGCCAAUCAAUGGCAAGUUCAGCAACCAAAGAUCAGUGGUGAGGAAGAGAUUUCUUGAUGAGGCAGGGGAAGAAAAGGAGAGCUGUGGAUCUAAUGAGGUAUCUGUCCAAUUUGACAGCAUUUCGGUAUCUACACCAAAACAGAAAUAUGACACUAAGCCUGCUAGGAAUAGGCUUAAGACAACAAGAGCUGUGUCGAGACGGAAAACUGCACCAAGCUACCACUACCCAAAACAGCAUUCCAAGGCAAGCAAGAAAGAUUGUCCAAGGGAGGAUGAAAAAGACAUAAAACAAAAACAAAAUGAGUCAGGAGGACACAGAAAACAAGUGGCGGAUGACGAUCCACCACAAUUUUAGACGAGCUUGGAGAUCUAUUUUAUUUUGCUAUUUUUUUUUUGUAUUAGAACUUUAAUAUUUUGUAAAUGUAAUCUUAACUAUUUUGUGAAAUUUUAGUUUAAUUGGUACAAUGUUGUAAGUUAUGGACUUUUAAAUUUUAGCUACAUUUUAUGGACUGUAACUUGAUGUAACUAAAGUGUAUUCCUUGUUUGGAUGAGAUGGAGGAAGGGGAAUUUUUAUAUGUA